Molecule: messenger RNA, 889 nt
Organism: Trichoderma harzianum CBS 226.95
Lineage: Eukaryota; Fungi; Ascomycota; Sordariomycetes; Hypocreales; Hypocreaceae
Exons: 4
Coding region: 91-669 (192 amino acids)
Source: RefSeq, a predicted model, not a curated record
AGGCACUAACAAUCGCAAGUUGCAGCUUCGGCCUCAGAUCUCUCGAUCCAAUUGAGCGCUGCAUUUUGGGGUCGCAAAACUACAGCAAAAAUGGCCUCGACAACGACCAAGCAGACCCCGGCGUCCUUUGUCGGGACCAGCAAGGUCGUCGAGACUGACUAUCCGCUCAUCGACAACGACCCUCACUUUAAGCGGGUUAUCGGAUAUGCGAGAACGUCAGACUACGUAGCUGGUGCAACCUCUGCGGCCUUUGCACCGGCCGCUCUCUAUGCUCUCGAGAGGCUCGCCCCGUCGCAUGUUGGCCGAGGUGGUUUUGCCAAAGCCAUGCGGUUAGCCGGAUUCAUUGGCUUGGCCGGCGGUUUCCUCUACUUUUACCAGCGAUCAGCCCUUCGAUUCUACGGCGCUACCGAGAACUCAAGGGAAGUGGAGAUGGAUAUGCGAGAGAUGGUUUCCAAGGUCAAGGCGGGACAGCCUCUGUAUGGCGAGAGCAAGCUGAGCCCGCACCUGCAGGGAGUUGCGGCCCGACAGAGCAGAUACUCUGCGCUCUUCUUCAGCACAGUACCGUGGUUCAACUUUGUCAACCACAACCAGCACGGCGUGGACACGGCCAAGUACUAUCAGCAGGCCGAGAGGGAACUGGAAGCAGAGCGGGCGGCGGGCAAGAGCUAAACGGGAACCAAAUGUGUAUAUUUAGCGGGACUACCGCUUCUUGCGGAGAAGAAAAAAUAUUGCAAGAUUCAACGUCUACGGGAAUUGCGCAUUGAGAUGUGCGCGCUGUGAUUCCGCUGGUGGUUAUGAUACCACUACUAGGUAGUUUGCGUCAUCUACUAACACCAGUUUUCAGUCUAUGUAUUCUGAUGCUAUCAAAUAAGGAAUAUCAUAUUCCCCU